GGCCGGUGGGAGCGUGUGGCGGGGGGUGUCGCUGCUGCGCCCAUAGGAGGGGCCUUCUUCUCGGCGAGGCCUUCUGCGAUAUGUCCUGCACUCUCGCCGUGCACCUGCCGGCGUGGAGGCCAUCGCGUUCGUGGGGCCGCACAUCUCCGGCGUUCGCGAGGUCCUGGCCGCCGGCCGCCUUAUCGUCGUCCUGGUCGUCGUCGACGAGGAGUAGGACUGUCGCGGCGGUAGCUUCGCGGCCGGAGCAGGGGCGCUCGGCGGAGCUGGCCCUGGCCGAGGGUCCCUCUUGUAUCUUCGUGGGUCCUAUAGAGACUGCGAGCAAGGACAUGCUCGAAGCUCUCUACCUUCAGGCACGGGAUGCAUACUACAGCGGAAGGCCUUUAAUCGUUGAUGACAUGUUUGAUAAAGUGGAGUUGAAGUUGCGUUGCUAUGGAUCAAAGUCUGUUGUCAAGUAUCCUCGGUGUAGCCUCAUGAGACAAUCAACUUAUGCUGAUGCUGAGGAAGAUCUUUCACAGGUUUUCGCAUUGGGAAGUAUAUGGACCCUUUUUCUUGCUUUUGGCAGCUUGGCUGUUCUAGUCCCAGCUGUCUAUACCGCGGGUUUAGCCUAUGAAGAACUUGCUGACUCAAGGCUGGUGUUUUAUAGCUCUAGUGUACUUGAAUGUCUUUCGAAUGUCAAUAGGAUCCUACUCAUUGGCCUAGGUUCCUCAAUUGGGAUUCCCAUUGCAUUGGCUUCAGUACGAGCGCUGGAACGUCUCUGGAGGAAUGACUUGGUCGCAUUAAAAGGAUCAUGCCCAAAUUGCGGUGAAGAGGUUUUUGCAUUUGUUAAUGCAGAGAGAUCUGGUCGGCCUUUCCAUAGGACAGAGUGCCAUGUAUGUGAAUCUACUCUGGAGUUCCGGACAAAAGUAGAGCAUUCAGUCUCGAGGCUGGGUGGUCGAUGGGUUUAUGGUCGUAUCUAUUUGGUUCGGCAGAGAACAAUGUGAAAAGAUGGAAGGUGGCCCCGCUGAUUUUGUAGUUUACUUAGAAGGGAACAAAAAUCAAGGAAAUGAAGCCCAAAAUUUUUACCAAGGCUGAUACCUGAUUUUGAUCUCUAUAACCACCUCUUAUGCAAUGAAUGAUUCUUUAUACUUGCUUGUAUUAAA
Messenger RNA from Nymphaea colorata (pocket water lily), 1139 nucleotides. Its product is annotated as PGR5-like protein 1B, chloroplastic. The coding region runs from base 81 to 980 and encodes 299 amino acids. Gene Ontology annotation, biological process: photosynthetic electron transport in photosystem I. Gene Ontology annotation, cellular component: chloroplast thylakoid membrane. NCBI's taxonomy places the organism in Eukaryota, Viridiplantae, Streptophyta, Magnoliopsida, Nymphaeales, Nymphaeaceae. Gene Ontology annotation, molecular function: oxidoreductase activity, acting on iron-sulfur proteins as donors. The transcript has 7 exons. The record is from RefSeq and is a predicted model, not a curated record.